Molecule: messenger RNA, 564 nt
Organism: Cladophialophora psammophila CBS 110553
Lineage: Eukaryota; Fungi; Ascomycota; Eurotiomycetes; Chaetothyriales; Herpotrichiellaceae
Exons: 1
Coding region: 1-564 (187 amino acids)
Biological process (GO): response to salt stress; protein complex oligomerization; protein folding
Source: RefSeq, a predicted model, not a curated record
AUGGCUCUCUUCCCACGUCUCCCUUCCACAUUCGGGCCCUACCGCUCCGACUUGGGGCCAUUUUUCAAUCUCUUCAACGACACCUUCUCUGAGCUCCAGAAGCUGUCUGAUACCGCAUCCCGCACCUUUGCGCCCAAGUUCGACGUCAAGGAAGCCAAAGACAGCUACAUCCUCGAGGGCGAACUGCCUGGGAUCGACCAAAAGGACGUCGUCAUCGAGUUUGCCGACGACCAGACUCUUACCGUUAAGGGCAGGACCGAGAGUUUCAGAGAGGAGGACGCCAAACCCGGCGCAGCCAAUGGCGAGGGCAAGAAAGAAGAAGCUGCGGCUGGUAGCAAAGAGGUAGCCACCACUGGCCCCAAGGAAGUUGCUAAGGCCGAGCCGCAACACACCUACUGGGUCUCAGAGCGCAGCGUUGGUGAAUUCGCCCGCUCCUUCUCCUUCCCCAACCCCGUCGACCACGAGAAUGUCAAGGCUAGCAUGAAGAACGGAAUCCUGAACAUCGUCGUUCCUAAGAUGCAAAAGGCGAAGACCUCGAAGAGAAUCGAAAUCAACCAGGAGUAA